GUGCGAGAGAGACUGGUUGAGGUUGUCAGAGUAGAACAGAAGGUGUCGUAUGCUGAGGCAAUGAAGAGAGUAGAGGAUGAUGGGUCAAGGGUGAGUAGUUGGCCUAGGCCAAUACAGUGAUACGAAUUUGUGCUUCAGUAAGGUUGGCUUCUUAGCAUUCAUAGCCAUGGUUAUCAACUGUACCACAGAAAUGGAACCUAAAUCACAGAAAAUAGAUGUUGUGGUGGCAGCUGCAAAGAAGUACUUGGGUGUACAAGGUUUUACUGCAGGAGAGUUACAAGGUGUGUUGAACAAAGUAGUAGGCCUGGUGUAGGAUCAGUUAGGGUCAAAGUAGUGGACUGGGGUGGUGGUGUUUUUUUUUUAAAUGAAAUAGUGGUAUAUAGGUGAAGGGUUAGUUUGGUGGUACAAUUAUUUUCCUUUCCCUCUUCCUUUUUGUAUCACUCAAUUUAACGUGAUCGCCCACUCCCGCACAGUAGGUGGCGGCAUGCACAAACAAUUUGCGAACACCAUGAUACCGAAGAAACAGAAGUAGUGCAGUGAACAACUAGAAUUUCCACGUUAGCGUAUUUUAUGUUAUUUAGACGUUUAUUAACACAUUGGAACUCAAAAUACGAGCAUCAUAAACGUACCUCAGGUAGUCUUUACUUCGCGUUGGAGACGGGACUUGGUUUAUUCUAGGUAACGCUAGCUAGCUGCUAACCUAACGAUGGCUAACAGUAUGGUUUUUCACACUCAAAUAGCCUCCAUCAUGGAGGUUCUAGCGAAUGCAGCCGUGUCAGAGAUCUGUAAACUCGUAGACGACGACUAUGCAGUGUUUCGUUUGGAAAUAACUCAAAGCCAGAAAGAAAACAGGGGAUUGCGGAGGAAACUACAGCUAUUGGAACUGAAGGUGGCACGGGAACGCGCAGAGAGGACAAUACGAGAGCGCGUCCUCGCCAGUAGUGUCAAGAUUCACGACCGAUACAGCGGAAUGGCAAGAGGUGAAGGACAUCUCACUGGAGGCGACAGGAGCUUUGUGAAGCCAGCGGGACAUAACAUGUGGAGAGAUGACCAAACCAUAGCAAUUGAGGCGAGUGGAACCUCAACCCAGCAUUCUGUAGAUGUAGAGGCUGCAGGUCUUGGAGGAUCAUCUCUGAUCAAGCAGGAGAGGACUGAAGGAGAGGAGGACCCACAACACAGCAGAGACAUUCAGACUGGAGCAGCGGCUGGAGUGGCGCCACCUAUAGCCACAGAGGACCUUGUGACUGUUGCCGCGCCCCAGCCCAGGACCCAACGCAGAAUCACGGAGGUCAGUGGAAUGCCGAACGCCGUCCUCAAGUCAGAGACAGACACCGAGACUUUAACUGUAACACAAAGGCUCUUACACACAGGAUCUGACCACAGAUCAGACCCAGAGAGACUGGGGCAGGGGCCACUGGGCUGUUCUGCUCCCGGCUCAGAGUAUUUACUUUACAGUAACCCAAGCCCGAGGACGGUUCAUUCCCAUCUGGACUUGGGUGAUGCGUCAGAGACUGUCAAUGAUCCGUCUUGUUCUUAUACUACAGAGAUGGGCCCUGGCAACAUGGCCUUGGGUUUAGAGACCCAGACUGAUCUGUCUAGAGCGGAAUGGAACCGGCGCAGUAGUAGUGUAUACUCUGAAGGCAGCCAAGAUAAGAAAGGGGAGGUUAUAGUGGUAGAUGAAGUGACUGUGAAAGUGGAGGGUGACGCUCCUCCCACAUGGAAUGCAGAUAGUCUCCUAGGAGAUGGACACUCACAGGGCAGAGUUUUCUUAGACUACAGGGGAAGCUUAGAGACAAAUCUAAAUGGCGCCACCCACUCCCCUUUACACGCAUUCAGGGAUUGCGACCCAGUGUCCACGUCGACGACACCUUCUGAUUCACAAGGCUGCGUUCUUUUCGAUCAGGUAUUGAACUCAAAUGACCAAAGUGCCAAGGCUCGGGGAGGGGGAGCCACAUCAGGAAAUAGUAAAGAGAAACGGUUCCUCUGCAUGUUCUGUAACAAAGGCUUCAGCUGCCCCCAGAAAGUGGAGAUCCACCAGAGAGUCCACACAGGGGUGAAACCCUUCAGCUGUACCCAGUGUCACAUGAGCUUCGCCCAGGCUGGUGACCUGAAGAGGCACCAGAGGGUCCACACAGGGGAGAAACCCUUCAGCUGCCCCCAGUGUGAGAAGAGGUUCUCCCAGGCUGGUGACCUGAAGAGGCACCAGAGGGUCCACACAGGGGAGAAACCCUACAGUUGUACCCAGUGUCACAUGCGCUUCGCCCUGGCUGGCAACCUGAAGAUGCACUUGAAGGUCCACACAGGAGAGAGGCCGUUCGCCUGUAGGCAUUGCGGGAAGAGGUUCUCAGAGAGGAGCUACCUCAGGAUACACCAGCAGAAAACCCAUUCCACUCUGUAAAAUAGAAAAUAAUUUCACUCAAUAGCUUUUGACAUUUAGAUCAAACCCUGCAUUAACCCCCCAGCGUUUUUGUUAUGCGCGUGAUGUCAAAAUGCACUCACUAGCUAGGUUUCCAUCCCAAUUGGCAACAUAUUUUCAUGCGAAUAUUCUCAAAUCUGCAUAAAAACUGUGCACAUUUUCCCACCAGAAAUGUUUCCAUCAAAUCAGUGCGUGAUGACGUAGUGCACCCAAAAUGUACUUUUUCGAUUCAAGUUUUCAUGUACCUAAUAAAAAUAUAAAGUUCAAUGUGUUUCCGUCGCAUUUUCAACUCUACUGAUAGUUUUGUCAUAAACUGUUGUGUUAAAUAGCAAAUGUGUCUAAUCUGGUCUUGGCACCUGCGCUCUAGCCAACAGCUCGCAGAUACAAUACGGGUAGGCUAUGUAGCUUGUCUAGUCUACAUGAGAUUAUGGAUAACAGCGAAUAUUUUUGUCAAACGGCAGUCAAUUAUUGAUCAUCAUGUCACAGAAUAAGACCCUCUGUAUUUAUUGGAAAGCAGCAUCAAGCUCAUCACCAUGCACUUUCACAACAUAUUUCAUCUGAAGCCUAAUAAACUGUAUGGUUUCUCAAGUCGUAGUGGGAGGACCACACACAAUAUCAUCUCGUGACUCCAAAAAAGGCAUUUUCACCGGCAUUUCCCGUGUUAUUAAUUUUACCGACACAAAGAUCCCUCAAUGUCGAAGGAACAAAUGAUCUGUCUGCAUUUUUUUUUAAUUACACUGAAACUUUGUUUCCAUUACAGCUGUCGUGAUUUUUCUUUAAACCAAAAAAAUGACAAUUUUUGGAUGGAAACGUAAUUGGUGUUCCAAAAUGUGAUUGUUAGCCUAUAGAUAAUUAGCAGGCAGCGUGGGUUGUGUCAACUGGUCAAUUUCAAAUUAUUUUCAAACAGUUUGAAUUAAGGUGUGUUCCAAUUCCUUAUUAAUUCACAUAAAGUAUCCCAUUUCACUGUGUCGGAGAAUUUACGUUUGAGGCACUACGAUGAACCGGACAAACUUCUCUCUUCGAUGAGAGCCCAAGCACUUCCCCAGUGUUUCCCCUGGUCACGUAUGCAAACAUUUGAGCAUCUCCGAUCAGGAAAUAAAUGCUAACGUUUUCCUCCUGGCGCAUUUUCCGGCUGACUUACCUUCAUUGUUGUUUUCCUUACAAAUAAUAACUUUGGACAUGUGUGCGUUUCUAUCAAAGUAAGUGACUUAUUACAUUAUAGUUUGUAUCGUGUUAUGUCGCUUUUACUGUAGCACAAUGUAAUGUGUGCAUUCCUUUAUAACCGCGGACACGCAAGGAACUUAAUUUCUUAACCUUUAUGGUGUUCUACUCAAUUGUGCUUAUGUUACUAGCUACAUUCUUCUAUUAGCUUUGUAAAACAAUGCUGCUGUUGCACUCCACAAGGAGUGCAACAGCAGCAUUGUUAAAACACACGUCUCUGACGUGUGUUUUACAGAGAAGUAUUAGCUUGUGUUGUAUCUUUUAAAGCUGCCCUGGACUCAUGACCUGUGUAUUUUAGCUCUGCUGUGCCCUGCCUCCUUGUGGAGCUCAACAGUUACUGUUAUUCAUAUUUGUGAUUUUGUCAAUGCAAUUAAUUACUUUUAUAGCAGGGUUAUGUUACUACUUUAAUUGUUAUAUCCUGAUGCUAUAUUGUAAUUAGUAAUAAUUCCUCUUUAUUCUGUGCUUUCAGAAACCACACACAAACAGCAUUGAACAUUAUUUGCCAACAUCAUAACUGGAACUUUCUUGCAGAUGAUUGAGGCCAGCUUUUGUAUGCUAGCAACAUAGUUUAAACAGACACUCCUUUACAGUUUAACUUGGGGGAAAAAACAACAAGAAAAGACUGACAACUUAUUAAUAUGCAUAACCCAUAUUUCAAUUUUCAUGUAGUGAUUUGAACUGCAUUCCAACCCAUCCACCCCUAAAGUCAUAGUAUCAUGGCAUGUCAGUCAUUGCUGCAAAUGUGCUAAAUAGUGCUUGAGUGUAUGAUACUCCCCAAAGCAUGGUGCGACACACAGGGGUGUGUCACAAGCUGAACACAUGUACUUUGUCAACAACCUCUGCUUCCUUCUCAUGGUGCCAGACAGUCAGAUUUGCAGUGCCUCCGUGUGCGGGCCUGUAUUGAGCAGCAGUUUGAAAGAAUGCCUUGCGGUGAGGCGUAGGGGAUUGUCUGCAGCAGGACGGCCCCCAGUGGAGGUUCUCUCUGUACUUUUGGUAGGUAAUUACCUCACCUAUGGGGGAGUAGGGAGGAUGAGGGUGUGGAGAGGUGGGUGAGAGAGUCACUCAUUUUAGAAUUGAACUAUGUCCAAUUACAAAAAAAAUCUUGUUCAAUAAUCUCACCUGUUAUCUGGUGGUGAACUAUGUGGCCAUUGAGGACAGCAGUGUCAAUCAGAUGGAAAAAGAUCUUAUACCACUUGGUAGUCUUCCGAGUGCAUUCCACAAAGCUGAUUAUCAUGUCUGUCUUAUCCACUGCCCCCAUUUUGACGUUAGUCAAGCUCAGUCUGGUUUGAUCUUACUUUCUCCCAUCAGGUGGUCCACCUUCCCUGUGGCUGACAAGGCCGCUGUAUAGACAGACAGUGGAGAGGACAUGGACGUCUCGUUGGCAAGGGGCUUUGCACUCUAGACUGGGACUCAUCUAAGCAAACAGCAGUGCCAGGAGUGGUGAAAUGGCUCGCGGCCUUCCAGCUACCACAGACUUCUUGUACUUCAUCGGUCUGCCUCAUCACCAUCUUCAGAGAGGCAUGGGACUUUGUCGGUGGGCAAGGGGUCCUCAGUUUUAGGGUUAUCAAUGGCCACAAGGAUGGGAAGCAGAUCCUCACCGUCAGAAUCUGAUUUGACUCACUGUCAGAAUUUCCACAUUUGUGAGUUGUCUUCUUUUGAAAGAUAUUGCUAAUGCUACAGGUUAUCCCACUAGCUACAUACAUAAACAAGACUGAAUGUCA
Messenger RNA from Salmo salar (Atlantic salmon), 5358 nucleotides. Lineage: Eukaryota; Metazoa; Chordata; Actinopteri; Salmoniformes; Salmonidae. The record is from RefSeq and is a predicted model, not a curated record.